This is a messenger RNA of Globicephala melas (long-finned pilot whale), 838 nucleotides long. It is a transcript of the gene CYSRT1, whose product is annotated as cysteine rich tail 1. NCBI's taxonomy places the organism in Eukaryota, Metazoa, Chordata, Mammalia, Artiodactyla, Delphinidae. The record is from RefSeq and is a predicted model, not a curated record.
CAAGAGCUUGGGGGGAAGGGCCCCCCCCAGUGGCCACAGUGGCUUCUCAGGUCCAGUCCGAGGAGGAGGAGGAAGAAGCGGGGGAGGAGGAGAGGAACAGGGGCAGGGGGGUGUGGGAGACUGCCCUGGGCUGGAGGUCGGGCCCAGGGGCUCACCCAGGGUCUCUGGCUGCUGAGGCUGGCGAGGGGGCGUUGGGGGGUGUCCCCCUGCAGCCGAGAUCAGCCGUCCCGGGGCCGGGACAUCCGGGCAGGCAGGGGCUAGGUGGGCCCCAUGGCUCCAGGACAGGGCGCCCAGGGAAGGCAGCUAGCCUGAGCCCUGGCUGCGGAAGGACCCGGGCUGCAAGCUCGGCGGCGGCGGCGGCCGCGGCGGCCGCGGCGGGAGCAGAGGAGAGGCCUUCACCGGGCCCGAGCUGCAGGCCAGGCUUCCUUGCCCACCCCCUCACCCCCCGGGAUACGCCCUCUGCCUGUGAGGAGCUCUCAGGGCAAGCCAUGGACCCCCCUGAGAUGCUCGUCAAGGACCCGUAUGCCCAUGUCAGCAUCCCGAGGGCUCACCUGCGGCCCGAGCUGGGGCAGCAGCUGGACGCGGCUCCAUCCUCCUUGGAGUCUCAGCCUCUGCCCGUGGGGUCCUGCACCCUGGAGCCUACCGAGGAGGCCCCAGGGCCCCAGGGUGCCAAGGGGCCUGCCUCCAUCCAAGGCCAGCAGACCUGGCAGCAGCCCUGCACCCCCCAUGGCAGUGGGCAGGGCCAGGCAGGACUGACCUAUGCUGGCCUGCCGCCGAUGGGGUGUGGCGGCAACACUGCCCACCACUGCUGGUGCUGUGUCAUUUCCUAGCCUGGCCC